AUGAAUUCCUCCGCCGGCAAUAAGGACGAAAUGAAUUUUCAAUAUGCAGAUGCCUAUGUAUUUCAUGAGAUUGAUUACUACCGGCGCAAAAAUCCAAAUGAUUUUGAAGAAAAUGUUGACGAGAAAGUUUUAAAUGAAUCUGAAAAAAUCAUUCCCAAGGAAAUCCGACGAUUUUUGAUUAACAUCCCCGAGUAUGAAUUGAAGAAUAAGGUCAGAAUUUUCUACCACACUGAGCAAGCAUACUGGUACUAUACUGACUUUUACGUGAAAGACAACAGCGAAUUAAUGGGUUUAACUUUAAAAGAGUUUGCUCGGCAAAUGUUUUACAGCUGUGAAUGCCUGUCUGGGCACCUGGAAAAUAUAAACGCCUCAUAUCAGCUGUGGGAGAAAUAUAGAAACGAAAUACCGACUUAUGGCGCCAUCCUUCUAGAUCCUACACUUCAAUUUUGCUUACUGCUGCAAGGUUUUUCCACGAAAGCUAAGUGGGGUUUUGCAAAAGGAAAGGUUGACGAAGAUGAAGAACCAGUUCAUUGUGCCAUUCGUGAGGUAAAGGAAGAGACCGGCUUUGACAUCAGUAAAAACCUAGACCCGAACAAUUUUCUUGAAUAUCGUGUGAGGGAGAAGUCCUGCAGACUUUACAUCGUUUCUGACGUACCGAUGGACACGAAAUUCGAGCCGAAAACCAGAAUGGAGGUCAAGGGUUAUUCCUGGUUUCCUGUGGAACAUCUACCAUGCCAUGGGAAGGAGACUUCCAGUGAGAUACGUCUCCUGAAACCUGUGGAGGAGUUCUACCCGAUCAUCCCGUUUGUCAGAAACCUGAGAGAAAGAAUAUCGGAGAUGAAGGAGAGGCAGUUGAAAGAAGAGCUGAAACAACAACAGCGGCAGAGACAGCAGCAAGUAAAGCAGAACGAGGACAUAGAAAAUAUGGCUCUGAAACGUUUCAAUCAUCCAUCCACACGAGACCAAGUUCCUUUGGCGGCGCGAAUGUUCUUUACGAAUUUUAUGUUGAGCCCAGUUGAAUCUUUAGAAAUUAGGCUGUAUAAAUUUGAUUGA
Molecule: messenger RNA, 1053 nt
Organism: Helobdella robusta
Lineage: Eukaryota; Metazoa; Annelida; Clitellata; Rhynchobdellida; Glossiphoniidae
Exons: 7
Coding region: 1-1053 (350 amino acids)
Biological process (GO): deadenylation-dependent decapping of nuclear-transcribed mRNA; nuclear-transcribed mRNA catabolic process, nonsense-mediated decay
Cellular component (GO): P-body; cytoplasm
Molecular function (GO): RNA binding; manganese ion binding; 5'-(N(7)-methylguanosine 5'-triphospho)-[mRNA] hydrolase activity
Source: RefSeq, a predicted model, not a curated record